This is a messenger RNA of Sarcophilus harrisii (Tasmanian devil), 6697 nucleotides long. It is a transcript of the gene FER1L5, whose product is annotated as fer-1 like family member 5. Lineage: Eukaryota; Metazoa; Chordata; Mammalia; Dasyuromorphia; Dasyuridae. Bases 62 to 6250 code for a protein of 2062 amino acids. The transcript has 53 exons. Gene Ontology annotation, molecular function: calcium ion binding; calcium-dependent phospholipid binding. Gene Ontology annotation, biological process: T-tubule organization; plasma membrane repair; vesicle fusion. Gene Ontology annotation, cellular component: T-tubule; cytoplasmic vesicle; membrane. The record is from RefSeq and is a predicted model, not a curated record.
AAGACUUGGGAUCAGAAGAGAGCAAACAAGUGAGCUGUGGUUCCAUAGAAGUCAGAGAAAAAUGUUGCAGCUCAUUGUAGAGUCGGCCAAAGUCCAGCCCCCUCAAACUCCCCCACCAAGCUUUUGUGUGACAGUAUACUUCAGAGAUGUCAAGAAGAAAACUCGAGUCAUAGAAGACAAUAAUCCCAUAUGGAAUGAGACCCUCGUCUGGCAUCUAGGCCCACAGCUCUUGGAAAUUGACUCCUACUUGCAAGUCAUCCUUCGAGACAUAAGCCAAAAAAAAAGUGAAAGGACUUUUGGUGUAAGCACUGUAUUCCUUAGGCCACUGGCAGAAAAUCCACAUGAGCCUCUGGAUCUAACUGAGCUGCCCCUAGUUAGCCAUACUACAUAUCCCACAAAAAGUACCAUCACCUUACAAAUAACAUACUUGCCUCAGAUGGCCCAACCUAAGUCAGAAACUUGGCAAAGCCUUGGCAUCGGCUGUAAGGAGGCUGAAGGGCAGGAAAUCAUGGUGACCGGCCACAAUGUGAGAAUGCCUCUGACCUUCAAGCCACAGGAUUUCCAGGUCCAAGUGAGAAUAUUUGAAGCCCGCCAGCUCCAUGGAAACAAUAUUGAGCCAGUGGUGAAGAUAUUAAUUGGAAAACAUGAGCAUCGGACUCGGAUCAAGAAGGGAAAUAAUCCCUUUUUCAAUGAGAAAUUCUUCCAUAAUUUCCAUCAUCGGUAUCCCACAGACUUUUUUGAAGAAAUCCUCUCAAUCCGGGUGGUAGACUCCAAAGCAAGGAGAGCCAAAUCAGAGAUUGGGGAGUGCAAGAUAGAUAUUUGGAUCAUCUACCAAUCUCCAGGACACACACUCAUGAGGAAAUGGCUAGGCCUCUGUCAUUCUAAUAAACCCUACUUGGGGAUCAGAGGCUACCUGAAGGUCACCGUUUCUGUCCUCGGUGCUGGAGAUGAAGCUCCGGUGGAUCAUGGACAUCUGCAUGAGACUGGUGAAAUGGAGAAGAAUCUCUUUAUGUCAGCCAUAGUCCCUAUCCAAUUAGCUACUUUUUGUUUCUAUAUCUAUUCUGCUGAAGACCUGCACUUCAGUAAAGCCAAAACUAUGACUUCUAGGAUCUUUUCCCGUGUGGUCAAGGAGAAAAAGAGCUCAAUGAAUCCUCUACUGGAGGUGGAAAUAGCAGGGAAAAUACUCAAAACUAACCCGAAGCUCCAAACAGAGAGGCCCAGGUGGGACGAAACUCUGACCUUCUCUGUUCAGUUGCCCUGCAUGACUAACCACAUCAAGCUGAGGGUUCUUGACUGGGACAAAAAAAAACACAAUGAAGUGAUUGGGACAGCCAGUUUGAAUAUCACACAUCUCUGUUCUACUGGAGCUCUCACUAAAGGAGAAUUCUCAGGUUUCUUGCCCUGUUUUGGCCCUAGCUAUCUAAUUCUUCAUGGGGGAGAGAAGGCAUUAUCCUGGAACUUCCCUGAUGAAGAACCCUUCCCUCUUGACUCAACUGAGGAAGGCUUAAUUUAUCAAGGUAGAGUCUUAAUGGAACUAGUCUGUGGAAUACAAGAUAAGAAAACAAAAGCACUUCCCCCUAGGACUUUGGCGGGCUUCAUAGAGAAUGAACUGAACCAACAAAACUAUGGACUGUGUAUCAUCUUCCUCUCCUCUACCAUGAUGCCGGCCUUUAAGAGCCAGAUUCACUUCGAGGUCACCCUUGGCCACUAUGGUAGCAAAAUGGACCAGAAUUACAAGCCGCUGGCCUCUACCACCCAGUACAGCCAAGCCGUGAUUGAUGAUACUUCAUACCACCACCUCCCUUGGCAUAAUUCCAAGCCAGUAGUGACUCUGACCUCCACCUGGGAGGAUGUCAGCUACCGGAUGGAUUCCCUCAAUGUCCUACAUAUGGCCCGGGACCGACUGAAAUCAAACCUGGAGGCCCUGAAGUCAUUCCAGAAUCCUAAGAACCCAGCUUUAUCUAGAGUAUGGAAGAAACUGCUGGAGGAAUUAAUGGAAGAUUGCAAGAGGCCUUUGCCCCAAAUUUCAGACCAACCCUAUUCCACAAUCUUGGACCAGAAUUUAUGGAAACUUCGAAAACUGGUCCUUCAGGAAUUGGCAGAUGAAGCCAUGAACAGCAAGCAUAAAGACACGGAAAUGCUGCCUGCAGCUGAGAAUUGGUUAUAUCGGCUCAACUCUGUGAUUCUAGAGCCUCAGUCUGGCAUCCCUGACAUUGUGAUCUGGCUCCUGUGCAAAGAACAUCGUGUUGCCUACACCCGGGUGCCCAUCCAUACCAUCCUGUUCUCCCAGGCUGGGCCCUUCUAUGGUGGCAAAUUCUGUGGCAAGGCUCAGACCCUCUUCAUGAAGUACUCCAAAGAACGAGAACCAAAGAACUUACUAGAGGCUCAAGAGCAGAAGGGAAUAAUGGCUGCUCAGCUCCGGGUAUGCAUGUGGCUAGGCAGUGUCUUGAACAGCAGUGACCUGGCGAAGAUCGGCUAUAAUGACUUCAUCUUCUAUUCAAAGACAUAUGAGAACCAAGCUAUGUUCCAGGGCAAGUGGGGACCAGAGGGGCUGAAAAACUAUCCCAAUUUCUCUGAUGCCAGUGGAAACUACAUUCUUCCCAAGGAGAACUUCCAAGUGCCUCCAGGAUGGGAGUGGCAGGGGAGUUGGUUUGUGGAACCCCAGACAACAUUCUUUGUAGACACAGACAUUAACCAAAACCAAAUUCUGGAGGAAGUAUACGAAAACCAGACACGGGACAUUUGGGGAAGUUGGGCUCCAGCUGCUAUCCCAAAUACAGAUAUGAUUGGACAGCCUGUGCAGGCUAGGGAAGACAUGGAGUGCCCAGAAGGCUGGUCCAUCAAGAAAAACUGGAAUGUGGAGUUAAACGAUGCAGUAGAUAAUGAAGGCUGGGAGUACGGUGUGGGAAAUCCUCCCUCAGAUAUCCCCAAAGCUUGGACUGCUGUGGAAAAGACCUAUCAUUCCUGGCGCCGCCGCCGCUGGGUGAGACAGAGAUUCCAACACCCUGGAGUCCACAAAGAUGAACAGAAGGAGUCACCGGACCUACAUGGGGAAGAUGCAGGCUGGGAAUAUGAUUCCUUUGGCUUCAAAUUUGACCCAAAUCCAAAUCCAGACAGCGUACUCCGCCGCCGCUGCUGGCAUCGUAGGAUGGUACCCACUGAGGAUGUCAGUAUGUCUCCCAUCUUCUUCCUGGAGGAAUCCUUGGCAAAAGAUAGCAGAUACCAGGAAAUAGAGGAAAAGGAGGAGAAAAAAAAGAAGAAAAUAAAGGAGGAAGAACAGGGAGAGGUUAAAAAGGAAGAGAAGAAUCUCAUGGCUUCAAAAAAAUCUUUAAUGGAGGCACCCCUAAAUCUCAGUACUCCCUUCAUCUCCUGCAUCAUCUACAAACCACAGUACUACCAGCUUUUCUGCUAUAUCUACCAAGUCAGAAACCUGAUAUCUAAUCACAUUCAGACCUUCUCAGACUCUUUCAUUCAGGUGAUCUUCCUGCACUAUGGUCAACGCACCCGGACACUAGAGACUUCCCUGGUCCCAACAUGGAGCGAGACAUUGAUCUUUGACCAUAUUCUACUUGACGAGAAACCCCAAGAUAUAGAAGAAAAUCCUCCCCCGAUGUGCCUAGAACUUUGGCAACUAAAUUCCCAGGGCAAGAAGAGCUUAUGGGGAAGGAGCAUUUGUUCACCAGUUGUCUAUCUAGAUCUUCAAAAACGAGUCCUACCUCCGCUAAACUGGCAUUCCAUCAGCAAAGAAACAGGGGAAGAAGAGGGAGAGAUUCUGGCCUCUUUUGAGCUUAUCCUGGAGACUGAGAUCCCUGAUAAUCAGAAAUCUCCACUCAUGAGUAUUCCCUGGAAGAACGGCUACUUUACCCUCCCCCAAAACAUCCAGCCUUCCUUGAAGAAAACUGCCAUUGAGAUCCUGGCUUGGGGGCUACGAAAUAUACACAAGGCAUACUCUCCCUGGUUAGUGGUGGAAUGUGGUGAGGAAACUCUGAAUACAGCUCAGAUCAAAGAUUACCACUCCAACCCCAACUUUCCCCAGGCUGCCCUCCUAUUAACUGUGUUCCUGCCUCAGGAGGAAGCAUAUACCCCACCCCUGGUGCUGAAAGUGGUAGACCAACAAAACUUUGGCAUCCAGAUGGUGAUUGGCCAGGCCAUUGUCUACUGCUUGCGCCCAUAUUUCUGUGACCCCUGGGCUGAAGACUAUGUACCUCCACGCCUUCCGGUUAUACUCAAGAAGAAAAGAAAUUUUUUUGAUCACAAGAACAGAAAGCACUUCAAGUCUAUCCAUACUGAGGAAGAACACAUGCAUGAAGUGGAUUGGUGGAGCAAGAUGUUCUGGGCAACAGGAGAGAACUCUAAGAUGUGGGACUACAAGGACUACUAUGCUCUGAAGAUAUAUGACUGUGAGCUGGAAGCUGUAUCAGACUUCCAAGGCCUGCAGGAUUUCUGCCAGACUUUCAACCUCUACAGUGGGCAGAAGACUAAAGACAGCCCUAUUGUUGGUGAAUUCAAGGGCCUUUUCCGGGUCUAUCCACUUCCUGAGAAUCCCAAACAAGCCAACCCCCCACGCCAGUUCCAGAAUCUACCUGAGAAAGAGAGCUGCCCGCAGCAGUGCCUCGUGCGGGUGUAUAUAAUCCGGGCCCUUGGGCUGCAGCCAAAGGACAACAAUGGUUUGUGCGACCCUUACGUGAUCCUGAAAUUGGGCAAGACGGUGCUGGGCAGCCGGCACCAUUACAAACCCAACACUGUGGAUCCUGUCUUCGGCAUGAUGUUUGAAAUGAAUUGUACCAUUCCCCUGGAGAAAGAUCUGGAAAUCACUCUUUUUGACUUUGACUUAAUUUCACCUGAUGACAAAAUUGGGUCCACAUUCAUCGACCUGGAGGAUCGGCUCCUGUCCACCUUUGGCGCUCGUUGUGGGCUUCCCAAAUCCUACUGCCUGUCAGGGCCCUUUCAGUGGAGGGACCAGCUAACCCCAAGUCACCUCCUGGAGCAGUAUGCCCACAGGAAGGGGCUGCCACCACCUGAUUUCAGUGAUGAGGAUUGUAUCAUAUUCAGUGGGAGACUCUUCAGGCUGCAAAACUUUGAACAACAGACCCCUCCCAUUAAGCACUUAGGUUCUCCAAAAGAGCGUCUGGCCCUGUAUCUCUUGCAAGCUCAGGGACAGGUGCCCGAGCACGUGGAGACUCGAACUCUAUACUCAAACACCCAACCAGGUAUUGACCAGGGAAAGCUGCAGUUGUGGGUAGACAUCUUCCCCCUGCAUCUUGGGCCUCCAGGGCCUGCAGUAAACAUCAGUCUUCGAAAGGCCAAAAGGUACGAACUACGCUGCAUCAUCUGGGAAACAAGAAAUGUGGACCUGCAGGACGUCAAUAUAACUGGAGAGAGGAUGAGUGAUAUCUACAUCAAAGGAUGGAUGCAUGAUAUGGAGGAAGACAUGCAAAAGACAGAUAUUCACUAUCGAUCACUUACUGGGUCUGCGAGUUUCAACUGGAGGUUCAUCUUCACUUUUAACUACCUGCCCACAGAACAGGUCUGCGUUCUGAGCAAGAAGGAAUUCAUCUGGAGCCUGGACCCCACAGUGGAGAAGAUCCCACCCCGACUUCUAAUCCAGGUUUGGGACAAUGAUAAGUUCCUUCCUGAUGACUUUUUAGGAAUUCUAGAGCUAGACCUGUGUGAAAUGCCAACCCCUGCCCGGAGUUCCCAUGAGUGCACCCUCAACAUGAUAGAAAACAAACCUAAGUGGCCAUUUAAGUUCCUCCACAAGCAUGUCUCCCUCUUCAGGCAGAAAACUCUCACUGGCUGGUGGCCUUGUCAGGUUCUGGAUAACAACAAAUGGCGUUUGUCGGGCAAAGUGAAGAUGACCCUGGAAGUGCUGACAAAAAAGGAGGCUGAUGAAAGACCAGCUGGGAGAGGCCGAUCUGACCCCAAUCAAUACCCUACGCUUCAUACACCAAUACGACCAGAAACCUCAUUCCUAUGGUUCCUAUCACCGUGGCUCAGUUUCCAACACAUCUGUUGGAAUCGCUACCGCUGGAAAUUUACACUCUCUAUUUUAAUAAUGAGCGUAUUGCUCUUGGUGCUAGUAUUUAUCUAUUCUACUCCUAACUAUUUAGCUAUGAAAUUGAUCAAACCUGAGUUUCAGUUAACUAGACCACUACCUGCAUUGUCUGAAGAAAGUCUGAGAGAGACAUCAACAACCACCCUGGAAGGCCUCUUCCAGUCAGUCUCAGAGACUAAUACAAACACAAACUGACCAUCAAAAAAUCCAACAACUACUUGAAUAUUUUUUUCUGAUCUCUUAGGCCCAUGAGGGCAAUCUACUCGCCUAGGGGACUUUCCUGUCCACAUCCCUCCUAACAUUAAAUCUUUCUUUCUCUCAUUGUUUUGAAGUCCUGAGAUUCCUAGAGUUAUUAAGAAAAAUCAAAUUCAGAUAUUUCCUCAUAUCAUCAUCUUUAGGGAAAAAUCUCAAAAAUGAAAGGCAAAUAGCUCAAGUGGUCCAUAAUUGGCCACUUUGGCUAAGGAAUAAAUUCCCAUUUAAUGAGAAGACUGAACAGGAAAUUCCCACCCAAAUAAAAAUGUCUGGUGCCAGAGGAUUUUGUUACAAAUUUAAGUUGUUCAAUGAUGAUGAGUGAUAAAAUGCUAUUCUAUGUGCCUGUAAUUCUUACUCUGGUAGAAUCUGAAGGGUUUAAGUUUAGUUAUG